Molecule: messenger RNA, 1078 nt
Organism: Hypoxylon trugodes
Lineage: Eukaryota; Fungi; Ascomycota; Sordariomycetes; Xylariales; Hypoxylaceae
Product: NAD(P)-binding protein
Exons: 4
Coding region: 116-988 (290 amino acids)
Source: RefSeq, a predicted model, not a curated record
AUUUAUAAGGCUGGUGGUGCAUAAAGGAAGAUCAACCCAACUUCCAAGACGUCGUUUUUUGUCUCAACCUCUCAAUACACUUCCUAUCUCACACUAACCUAGACAAUUCCUACCAAUGGCAACCCUCGCGAAGACCGUCGUCGCUACUGGCGCCACCUCUGGCAUCGGGUUUGAAUUGGUGAAGCAGCUUCUUACCCAGACGCAGCCUUACAAGUUCAUCCUCGCAGCUAGGGAUGCCAAGACAGCGCAGGCCGCUUUUGACAGCCUCAAGUACGACACUAGCAAACACAGCUUGACUAUCAUCCCAUCCGACUUAACAAACCUGAAAACUGUCAAGACUUUCUCUCAGCAAGCUCUUGAAAAGAUUGGGCAAGAUAAGAUCGAUUACCUGAUGCUCAAUGCGGCAACAGUAAAGACUGUAGAUGAGCCUGGCGUGUCUAAGUGGUGUGGAACUUACAUCGUGAACCACUUAUCCCAACAUUACCUCGUUCACCUACUCCGAGAGAAAUUGGAGGCAUCCCAAUCGCGCCUAGUAUUCGUUUCCUCUGGAGGUAUUCGCCUAAUAGACGACCCUAGUGUACUAGAUGAAAGCGUCAAGCGUAAUUCAGGGACGAAGCGAGAUCUCUACCCCGACACCAAAUUCAUCGCGCUCCUCGGAGCUCACUGGUGGCGUCGCCAACUCCAAGGCAAAUGCAAAGUCGUUGCCGUUUCCCCUGGCCUAAUACCCACCACGGGUCUUUAUCGCCAAACUGACAUAAAACUCCCCGCAGACCAUCCUGACGCGAAGAGUGUCCCGGUAGGCGCCCAAAGUGUCCUCGCAGCUUUCACACGAGACGACUUCCCCGAGGAUCCGGACCGAAUCUUCUUGACGAGUUGGGGUGAGUGGUGGGAGUCGGAUGUCAUUAAGCUUACUCUGGAUAAGAAGCUUCAAGACAAGUGGUGCCCGAGUAAGGACGAGGUUGAGAAGGAAGAAGGUAUCACCGCGUAAUCCGUGUGAUCAUUUGCUAAGAUGACAGGGAUUUUAGGGGUUCAAAGGGAUGAAAGUGAAAGGACUAAUGCGCUUUGGGUAAAAAAACCA